ACGGCGAGAAGGGGCUCUGGCGCGCACUCGGCCGCAGGGGGGCGCCCCUGCCCGGCCGCUGCUGGGCUAUCGGUCCCCGCCACAGGGCGCGUCGCCUGCAAGAAGAUGUCGCUGUCCGGCGGGGAGCGCCCUGCGGGGCGAGGGACCCGCCUGUCCUGGCUGCUGUGCUGCAGCGCCCUGCUGUCCCCGGCAGCCGGCUACGUGAUCGUGAGCUCCGUGUCCUGGGCUGUCACCAACGAGGUAGACGAGGAGCUGGACAGCGCGUCCACCGAGGAGGCACUGCCCGCGCUGCUGGAGGAUUCGGGCAGCAUCUGGCAGCAGAGCUUCCCGGCCUCGGCUCACAAGGAGGACACGCACCUGCGGCCUCGGGGCUCCGCCCGCGCCAGGCCCGCACCGGCCCCGCGUGGAAUGUUCUCCUAUCGGCGGGAGAGCGACUCAUCCGCAGCGUCCCCCGGCCCCAGGGUGCGUGCCAGCACCGCCCGCUCCCUGGUCCACGCCAGCUCCUGGGGCUGUCUGGCCACCACAGCCACCCUCGAAAAGAUCCAAGGACUGCCCUUUGGGAGCUGCCUGGCCAUCAGCGAUGGUCCCUUCCACAACAGCACGGGCACCCCUUUCUUCUACAUGACGGCCAAGGACCCUGUGGUGGCUGACCUGGUGAAGAACCCCAUAGCCUCCUUGAUGCUGCCGGAAUCUGAAGGAGACUUUUGCAGGAAAAACAUCGUUGACCCAGAAGACCCCCGAUGUGCUCGGUUAACGCUCACUGGCCGGAUGAUCCUGGUGCCGCCAGGGGAGGUAGAAUUCGCCAAGCAAGCCAUGUUUUCGAGACAUCCAGGGAUGAGGAAGUGGCCUCGCCAUUAUGAAUGGUUCUUCAUGAAGAUGUGGGUAGAACACAUCUGGCUUCAGAGAUGGUACGGAGGUGUAUCUGACAUCCCAAGGGAGGAAUACUUCAAAGCGGCUCCCAGAAAGGCCUGAAGUGCCUGACACAGAAGUCCCGGGCUUUGCGUUAACGAAGACCUUUGAAAUGAAGAAGCCAGGCGGUCUCUGACCGAUGUCUCUUUGUUGAAGGGUGCCCAGCUGUCCUGUCAUCCCGCAGCAGGAUGAGAGAGAACAGACAGGGGACCUUGGGCUAGACUUCCGAUUUGUUGGAGUGGUCCUUUGCGGAUCUAGCCUUCACACGGGCCCUUCACAUAGAAAGAUUUUGUUUAUGCUGUAUUCAACACAGACACGCCCGUUUGGAAAUCAUGGUUGUCAAAUUGGAAGUUGUGGUUGCUGUUCUUUU
This is a messenger RNA of Phodopus roborovskii (desert hamster), 1279 nucleotides long. It is a transcript of the gene Creg2, whose product is annotated as cellular repressor of E1A stimulated genes 2. The coding region runs from base 106 to 972 and encodes 288 amino acids. The record is from RefSeq and is a predicted model, not a curated record. Lineage: Eukaryota; Metazoa; Chordata; Mammalia; Rodentia; Cricetidae. The transcript has 4 exons.